AUGCACAAUGAUAAGGCUAUUGAUAUGAAUACUGGAGAAAAAUUAAAGCCAGAAAUGAUUACGUUUUACAAUUCGACCAAAAGUGGUGUAGAUACUAUGGAUUGGAUGACUGAAAACUACAGUGUGGCAAGACAUAGUGCUCGUUGGCCUCUUACAAUAUUUUAUUCUCUACUCAAUAUCGGAGGACUAAAUUCAAUGAUUGUGUACCAAGAAAAUACGCAAGUAAAGAAAACACGUUUAGAAUUUUUGAAAUCAUUGGGUAGGCAACUUAUGGAGGAUCAACUAAAGUACAGAAUGACAAUUAGCAGUCUGCCCAGACCACUAAAAACAAGACUUCAAAAUUAUGUUACGGUUGAAAGAGAAGUGCUCCCUCAAAAGUUGAGAAGUUCGAACCGAUGUGCUUUUUGUGAAAGAGCGAAAGACAAAAAAACCACUAAAGUGUGCACCAAUUGCAUAAAGCCUAUAUGUAGAGAUCACUUGAUAGAAAUUUGCCCAGAUUGUUUUACAUUAUAA
Molecule: messenger RNA, 513 nt
Organism: Macrosiphum euphorbiae (potato aphid)
Lineage: Eukaryota; Metazoa; Arthropoda; Insecta; Hemiptera; Aphididae
Source: the annotation of a GenBank genome assembly